CGUGGUCUGAACAUAGCGGCUUUUUGCAAGGACUUCAAUGCUCAGACUGCCCACUAUAUAGAAGGUGUUCCCCUUCCCUGCAGAAUAACAGUAAAAUCUGACAGAUCAUAUGAGUUAGUAAUCCACAACCCUCCUACGACGUACUUCCUUAAACAAGCAGCAGGAAUUCAGAGAGGUGCCAUGUCUCCAGGAAAAGAAGUGACUGGCAAACUAACUCGUAAACACGUCUAUGAAAUAGCGAAGAUCAAACAGCAGGAUCCACCAAUGCAGCUGACACCCCUUAAGGAGAUCUGUGAAUUAGUAAUUGGCACAGCUCAUUCAUGUGGUAUUGAGAUUAUGGAUGAAAUAGACCCUCAAGAAUAUGGAGAAUUUCUUGGGCAACGCAUGCUAGUGGUCGAGGAACAACUGAAGGAGCUAAAGGAAAAAAGAGAAGCCAAGUUACUCAGAAAGUAACCUGUGAUGUAAAUUGUAAACGAAAUGUUUUCAGCAAAUCCAUUAUACGUGUACUGUACUUUCCACUAAAGUUGCAGGGUAGCCAGAAUUCACUCUCUUCAGUUUCUCCCAAUCAUCCUCUCACUGCAGUAAAGGAUGGGUUCCACUAUGAUGCUCAUCUUCCUCAAUAAGGCCCCAAAAUGUCCUCUUCUUCAUAUACCCUGGCAGACAGCUCACCAGUCAGGUUUCCUCUAUAUUUUAUUUCUUAUCAGUUUGAUUAAUCACUGAACUGUAGUUUGCCUCAUUAACUUGUACAUUGUUGUUUAUUACUGUAAAUAUAAAUGUAUAUCUGUAUAUGUUUAUAAAUAAAGUUUUUUUUUUACUACAAA
Messenger RNA from Homarus americanus (American lobster), 821 nucleotides. It is a transcript of the gene mRpL11, whose product is annotated as 39S ribosomal protein L11, mitochondrial-like. Gene Ontology annotation, cellular component: ribosome; mitochondrial large ribosomal subunit. The record is from RefSeq and is a predicted model, not a curated record. Gene Ontology annotation, molecular function: structural constituent of ribosome; large ribosomal subunit rRNA binding. Gene Ontology annotation, biological process: translation. NCBI's taxonomy places the organism in Eukaryota, Metazoa, Arthropoda, Malacostraca, Decapoda, Nephropidae.